AACACCCGCGCAGCCACCCACCCAGCACGAUAUAUUACGACGGAACUAUGCCCGGACGAACGUCGACGCGCUCAGUGCGCUCCUCAAACGCGACCGUGGCUCGCAAAUCGUCGACCGCAACGCUCAAAUCUCGGGGCUCUGCCUCCGCCCGCACUUCCGCAUACGCCGUCGAGGUCCCCGAUGAGGGACCGGAUACCUCGCUCCGAACGCAGAUAUGCCAGAUUUUCAGCGAUGCGCAGAAUACGACUGCGACGCAGCGCAAGCUUCAGACCAACCUGAGAAAACUACAGGAGCGGUGUUGCUUUGAACCGCAAGAUCUGAAGAAGAAGAAGGGCCAGGAGCAGGAGGAGUUUGAUGAAGAAGAGUUUAACAACGAAAUCACGCGAUGUGUUUUGAGGAACUUGGGCGUGAAGAAGGGCGAGGCUGUAGGCGAUAGGAUUAUUAGGUUCCUCGGCUUGUUCUUGAAGCAUGCUUCGGAGAAGGACCAAGCCAUAUUCCAGGCUGAGGAUGAGCAGGAAGUGACCGCUUUCCGAGAAACGCCCAGCAGUCGUCUUACAUCGCAUAUCCUCACCACACUCCUCGGGUUCCUCACAGCGAAGGACAAGACGGUGCGUUUCAGGGCCACCCAAACCGUUGCACAUAUCGUGAACAAUCUGGAGACAAUCGAUGACGAGAUAUUCAACCUGAUCCGGCUUGGUUUCCUGAAGCGUCUGCGGGACAAAGAGCCGUCUGUCCGUGUCCAAGCAGUUCUUGGCCUGGGCAGGCUCGCUGGAAAUGACGACGAGGAGAACGAUGAUGAGGACAGCGACGAGGAUAUUGCGGGCGGCAUCCUGGAGAAGCUCAUGGAUAUCAUGAUCAACGACUCUAGCGCCGAAGUCCGACGCGCUGUGCUCCAGAACCUCCCAUUCUGGCCAUCGACACUGCGGUACAUUCUGGAGCGUGCCCGGGAUAUGGACGCAACCAUGAGGCGAAUCGUCUAUGGAAAGAUUCUACCCACGCUGGGAGAUUUCCGUCACAUGUCGCUUGUUGAGCGAGAGAAGCUGAUUCGAUGGGGCCUGCGGGACCGCGACGACAUAGUCCGCAAGGCCGCCGCGCGCCUCUUUUGUGAGCGCUGGCUCGAGGACUGCGCUUCAUCGCAUGAUACUCGUCCUGAGGAAGACAAGAAGCCUGGCGAACCUGCUCCACUGAAUGUUGAUGCAGUCACCGAGCUACUUGAGCGUAUCGAUGUUACACGCUCUGGUGCAGAAGAGGGCAUCGCGCACGAAGCUAUGCGCGAGUUUUGGGAGCUCCGCCCAGAUUACCGAGAGUUUGUCACCUUCGACCACGAGUUCUGGAAUGAGCUGGAUGGUCAGCAGGCCUUCGUGGCACGCACUCUGAACGACUACUGCAAUACCGUCGAAGACGACAGGCUCCGGGAUAUGCUAGAAGACAAAAUGCCAGAAGUCACAAUGUUCGCUUUCGUCGUGCAGAAACAUCUCAACACGUUGAUGGAACUCGUCGAGAAGGUUGCAGUCAUGGAAGACGACGAUCCUGAGACCGAGGAGGCGCAAGAGGACGUGGAAGAACAGGACUUUGUGGUCCAGCAACUGCUCCACAUUGCUCUCACACUGGACUACAGCGACGAGGUCGGACGACGGCAAAUGUACAACAUCAUGCGAGGAGCACUUGCGCGUGCUCAGCUUCCGGAAGAGUGCACGAAGCUCGCUGUCGAGGUUCUCCGCAUGUGUUGCGGUAGUCGCGGAGAGUCCGACUUCUGCGCUGUCAUUCUCGAAGCCAUUGCUGAAGUGCGCGAUACACUCAUGGACGACGCUACGGAAAAGGGCGAAGAUGCGGACGAGAGCUUCCACUCUGCCCGAUCCGACAUUACCGAGGAAGUAGUCGAAGUCAGGCACAAGAAGGCGAAGACGCCGGAACAGCUCGAUCCAGAAGAAGAGGAGGAGAAGCGCACCCGCGAGGUUAUGGUGUACUCAAAGUGUCUCCAUAUCGCGCAGUGCACAUUGCAGAACGUGCACUGCGACCUGGAGUCCGACAACUCACUGACAACUAUUCUAAAUACGCUGAUCAUUCCCGCUGUUCGUGGUCAAGAGGCUAUGAUUCGAGAGCGGGGAGUAAUCUGUCUGGGCUUGGGUGCGCUCCUUAGCAAGGAUCUAGCAACAAGCAACCUUGACCUCUUCUUCCACUGCUUCACAAAAGGUCACGACGCUCUCAAAGAAAUCGUCAUCCAGGUCCUUACCGACGUCGUCAUCACCCACCCUUCGCUCCUGGCACCGCCACCGCCGGAUCCAGAAGCCUCGACUGAGGACGCGGAACCCAAGCCCAAUGCGCUCAUCAAGCCCCUCACCAAAAUCCUCCUCAAGGCUUUCCACUCGGACAACAGGCACAUUAGCCUUAUGGCCUGCACCGCCGCCUCUAAGCUUCUCCUCCUCGGCAUCCUUCCUCCUUCAGCCACCGCCGACAUCCUGAAAGCAUUCACGCUGACCUACUUCAAUCCCGAGACGGCUGCAAAUCCGGCACUGAGACAGGCCUUGAGCUACUUCCUCCCGGUCUUCUGUCACUCGAAGCUCAAGAACGCACUUCUCAUGGCGCAGAUCAGCGUUCCCGUGAUGUCGAAGCUGCUGCUCAUGCGCGAAGACAUUGACGAAGAAGCUGACGAAAUGGUCGGCUGGCCGGUCAUCACCGCCCACCUGUCCGAAUGGACAGAUGGUCGCAAAGUGGUGGGGGCUACCGAACUUGGUCUCGACGGCAAAACCUCGACAUCGCAGGAAGCAGAGGAACCACACAACUACCUCGCAGCCGAGAUCCUAGAGCGCGCUUUGGGCAAUACGUGCUCUAAGGAUGAGCGGAAACCCUUGCUAAGUUUGCUAACCAAGCUGUACAUCGCAUCUUCUGGCCCCGCACCCGACGAAGAAGCCCUCCGCACUCUCCACGCGCUCGUCACCGAAGCCGUCGAGGGCAAACUCGGCAUGGAUGCCACGCAGCGCAACUACCUGACCAAGCUUGAAAUCAGCCUCACCAAGCGUCUGGGCGAUGUCGAGCACGUCACGCAGCUUGCGGAGAGUAACGAGGACACGGCCACGCCGGAAGUCACGGAGGUGCCUGAGGCCCAAGAUAAGACGGAAGCGGAGGUGGGCGUGGAGGAGGAGGAAGAUACCAUGUUGGCGGGUAUGCAGGGUGAGGGGACGAGGAUGCCGCUCGAGGAGGAUGAUGAGGAUGAGCAUGAUGGGGAGGAAGCGAGUACGCCGACGGCGAGGAGGAGCGUCGCAGUUACGGAGAGCGAUAUCGUGGAUAGCUUGUUGGAGAGUGAGAUGUAAGCAGGCUUGGGCAUCUGCUAUGGUUUUCUGGGAGGGAUAGGCGUUCAGGUUCCGUCGGCGUUGUUGCUCCAGACGUGGACGGUCCGCGUGGCUUUGGAUGUGUGUGCAUGCAUAUGCGCAGCUUCAUGUAUAAUGAAUCUCUCUCUUCCCCACCCC
This is a messenger RNA of Trematosphaeria pertusa, 3467 nucleotides long. RefSeq lists its product as uncharacterized. Lineage: Eukaryota; Fungi; Ascomycota; Dothideomycetes; Pleosporales; Trematosphaeriaceae. The transcript is spliced from 3 exons. Bases 48 to 3311 code for a protein of 1087 amino acids. Gene Ontology annotation, biological process: mitotic chromosome condensation. Gene Ontology annotation, cellular component: condensed chromosome; condensin complex. The record is from RefSeq and is a predicted model, not a curated record.